AUGGAUAUUGUGAAUCAAAAGAAGGUGCUUCCCAAAGAAGAAAAAUUGACGCAGGUUGAAGAAUUGGUGAAACUUCAGAUAUCUAGAGUUGAAAAAAUUCUGGCGUCAUCUUUGACCAGAACUGCUGCUUUGAUCGAGAGGCAACUGAAAAACGCUACAGAAGAGGACGAGGAGAGAAGGAAGAAUCUUGAGAAAAAAAAUAUCAUCUCAAAUACUAUCGAGACAUUUGAGAAAGGCAAAUCAAUCAAAAUAAAACACGAUGAUGAUACAAAUAAAGAUCAUAGUGAACAGGAAAAUAAACCUGAGGUGACAUUGAAUCCAGUGAACACACAGAAGAGCUCCAAAACGUUUAAAUCCGUUGGUACCAAUACAGACGGAAGAAUCGAUCAUUUUCAAGUUUUAGAAGAUAAACCUGCCCUUGGCCAACAGCUUGUGAUAUCCGACUCCACUGCUGAUCGUAAACGACAGCUGUUUGCUGAACGAAAGGUUUACAAACAUGUCACUGGACCUAUCUGCACAAUCAGAAUAUCUGAUAAUCAUCCUACAGAACGUACUAGUUCUUACAUAGAUGAAUCGUCCGAAAAAAUGCGGAUAGUUGUAAAGACCUCAAAUCGUGGAUUAAGUGGAAGAGACGUGAUGAUUGUCAGUGACGCUCUACAGAAAAACAACAUGGAGUUCCGUAACCGGGACAGUGUACAUUCGGAUAAAGAAUCAACGGUUGCGUCUAAUGAACAACAAGUAAAUGGUGAGGAGAAAUUGACUUUAGAAUUGGACGUUUCCGAAUUUCAGACAAAUUCUCAAAUUAAAGAGUAUGUGCCUCAAAUCGCGUCUAGUUUUCAUGUGAGGGAGUCAAACAUUGAUAAAACCUCAUUGAAGAUGCAAAUUAAUGCGGAUGUUAUAGAAUCUGACUUUUCUGAAUCUUGUAGCACUACGUCUAAGCGCACCACUUCAAAAGAUGUAUCCGGUGGAAAAAUAUUGAUAGAAAAUAUGAGAGAAAAACAGCACAAACGAAAGGCGAGAAAAACUAAUUGUUGUUCGGAAACUGAAAGUGAAACGUCUUUUUCGUCCAAGUACAAUGACUUUCCAUUAAAAUUUACAAAGGGCGCACCAGAUACAAAUGAUAUUGACCUUUCCGGGAUGAUAAAUAGACAUACACGGAAGAAAAUGUUUGACCACGAUGAAAGGAGUGUAAGUGAGGAAGAUACUGAAUUGUUGAGACGCUCGGCACCAGAGCUACCCAAUACCCGGAAAGCAAGAUGUAAGAGAUAUUUCGAGAAGAAAUGUGUUUCAUAUCCGAUUGCAUCUAGUCACUCUCAUUCGAGUCGUGGACACUAUAAUGGCCAGUCCAAUAGAGGAGUUGAUUGUGAAAGUAUCAACCCGCAACACCUUCUUUCUGAAAAUAACAAGAAAUCCAUUUUUAAACAACAACCAAAGUCUCCAAACAAGACAGCAUCAAUUUGUAGUGACAAUACGAGUUGUGGGGUGUCUGGAAAUUUAUCUGAAGCGUCUGUUGAAUUUAAAAAACUUGAAAAUGAGACCAAUGAAAUAACUAGUAAUAUUGUAUGUGAUCGAUUAGUUGGCGAUAGCAAGGCAAGAACGUAUUCCCUUCUUGAUUCAACAGAUGACAUGCCCGCAAACGCAGAUGGAACUUAUUCAAAUGGGAAUAAACAGUAUCACGAUCCCCACGGAGAUGUGACUUUACUGCAAGGGGUUGGCACCAGAAAGGCAAAUUGUGUUUCGAACAAUGUAGAAAAAGAAUCAAAUCUCCAGUUCAAAGAAAACGAAUCUGAUCACACUGACGCCAAUGGAAAUGAAAAACUGGAAUCUAUCACACAAUCUAGAGAACUGAAUUCAGAUACUGAAUCAAUACAAAAAGAUACAACUUUUUACAACCGUGAACAAUUACUCAGUGCUACUGACAUUAGUGGUAGUAAUAAUAGCUCAAACUUUGAAACAUGUUUAGAAAAUACUCCCAAUACGGUACAGACUGGUCGAAAAUCCGAAUCCACGCCGGAAAUCUCCGACAAAUUUGGCGAGAAAACCCUUCAGUCCGCGCAAACCCAACUUGACGAUAGUAGCAGUGCUGCGAGGUCGUUUGAAGAUAAAUAUCACACAGUUUUGGGCACAUUGGAGAAACAUCUCAAAGUUUCAAAAGCAUCGAAAGAUUCCCAUGACACUCACUCUGAUGAACUUAGUCCGAACAUGAAAUUCAGCAAAGGUGAGCGAAGUCGUUCAAAAAGCGUAUCUCUUGAACACCUUGUCAGUAGCGGCGAGACAUUGCAAAAUGGACCAUUAUCUGAUCCAAUCAUGUCAAAACCAAAAGGAAGACACCGUGCCCGAUUAUCUUCCGAAUCUCAUAAACAAGUUGCUGUACGCGAAGAUUCAAUUUGUGAAACACGCUCUGUAACAGAAGAAACUUCGAAAUGUGUUGAUGUGAUAUCUGUUUCUAAAUCGGAAUCUAGUUUGAAGGUAGACGAUUCAACCAGUGGGCGCUUAGACUCGUCAAUUCACAACCAUAGCAUUGAGAAAGAGGACGAAAGAGCAUCCAGUCUGAACGACACCAAUUUAACCGUAGAUAUAACGCCUAAACUUGAAAAUAACCAUAAUACGAAGCCACUAGAUUUAACUAUAGAUGAUAGCUCGGUCAGUGCACCUGAAGAGUCUUCCGCAUCAGUACAAAAAAACAAUGUCGUAAAAGGAAGUUGCAAUAACAUUGAUGAUAACAUUGUGGGUGAAUAUUCCAAUGGGCUUGAUUUGACUGAUACUGAAGGAUUAGACUCUUCAUUUUAUGAACGGAGUGCAUCGCGAAGGAUUGAAAUCAAGACUGCAAACGAGUCCUCGUCUAUUGAUAGUGAUGUGAGUUUUGUUGCAGAGAGUUCUGUUAGUUCUUUAGAAGUAUUUUUACCAGCUAAUGACAAGGAAAAUACUCAACACGGCAACAUAAGUGACAGCUCUGUGAAUGUUCCCUUGUCUUUGGAGUACUUCACCGAUAUCGUAACUCCGGUCACCUCUCUUAGAAACGUGAUUGACGAAUGGUCUGAACCAAUAAGAAAACCGUUUAAAUUAAAACAAAAAUCUAAACGUCUUAAUCGUAAAAAGGUCAUCACUGAUGUCUAUGUUAACAUUAGCGGAAACAAUCGAAAGCAACCACAGUCAGUACGUCGUACAUCAACUCCAUGUAUUGUUCCCAGAGGUUUUUCUGUUACAUCGAGCAUUGACGAGAGUGAUCGUGUCGAAGGCGAGUCAGAACUAAGCACAAGCGUGAUUCAAUAUUCAUCUAUUCACGAACUAUCAAAUACCGGAAAUGACAAUACUUCAAAAAUAUCUGUAGAAAAAUCGUAUUCAAUGAAUGAUAAUGAACUGACUAGUCCGAAAUCUAAUCAAGAUCUUACAUCACUCCCCUAUGGUACAGACGAUCAUGAUGAUUCCAUUCUCAGUAAUACGUCCUCGCUUGUUGCUUAUCAACGACAACCAAAUGCAACUACUGUAACCAACGACCCAGUUUCAAAAAACACUAAUUCAUUUCUAUGUGAUGAACUUGAAGAUGAAGCCACUACUACAGAAGAUGUAGCGAGUAGUAUUUUACCGGAGGACGUUGAUGACACCACAGAUGUAGAUGAACGACUUCAGAUGGACGAAACUGAUUUCAGUGACAUAACAGACGUUCUAGGAACAUCUACUGAAACUUUUACUAAAAUAGAAAAUCUAAAUUACAAACCUAACAUAAAUUAA
Messenger RNA from Lottia gigantea (owl limpet), 3732 nucleotides. RefSeq lists its product as hypothetical. NCBI's taxonomy places the organism in Eukaryota, Metazoa, Mollusca, Gastropoda, Lottiidae. The coding region runs from base 1 to 3732 and encodes 1243 amino acids. The transcript has a single exon. The record is from RefSeq and is a predicted model, not a curated record.